Molecule: messenger RNA, 474 nt
Organism: Monoraphidium neglectum
Lineage: Eukaryota; Viridiplantae; Chlorophyta; Chlorophyceae; Sphaeropleales; Selenastraceae
Exons: 3
Coding region: 1-474 (157 amino acids)
Molecular function (GO): calcium ion binding
Source: RefSeq, a predicted model, not a curated record
AUGUUCGAGCGUCUGGAUAGAGACCACUCAGGAGCUCUCUCUCGCGAGGAGGUCACGUUUGCCCUCAGGCGCCUGAGCCCCAUGACCAAGGCCCCCGACGUGGAGGCGCUGUUUGACGCGUUUGACCGUGAUAAGAACGGCACCCUGGAGGAAGACGACUUCCAGAAGCUGUGCAAAACGCUGUCAAUCUCCACCACCAAAGCCAAGUGGUCGGCCAUAUUCGAGCUGUGUGACGACGACGGCAACGGGAAGCUGACCGCCCCCGAAAUCUGCCAUAAGCUGUCCGACCUGGGAAUGCCGCUGGCGGACGACGAGCUGGACGAGCUGUUCCUAGACUGCGACACCGAUGGCGACGGCACGUUCUCACGCGACGAGUUCGUGGCGGCCAUGACGGCAGACUUCACGACCCUCACCAGCCGCGCAAAGGAGAGCGUGCGCAAGGUCGUGAGGUCACCAGUCGUUGGGCACGUCUAG